AUGGCUUCUUUACAAACCACAGCUAUUCUUUCUUCUUGUUGUUACUCUUUAAGGGCGGUCAACGCCUCCAUCCAUGUCCCUAAACUUCCACGGGUCACUUAUUCGGUUCCAAAAGUACCACUAAGAAAGCUGCAUAUUGAGGAUUUUAAUGGAUCUAUAGACACAACCCCAUCAGAGAAGAAUGCCAUCACCACACAAAUAUAUGAUAAUUUAUACAGCUCUAACAACGAGUCCAAGGCCACUACUCAACUCUACGCAAUUCUAGAGGCUGUUGCUGACAGAAUUGAAAUGCAUACAAACGUUGGCGAACAAAGGAACAACUGGAACACCCUUCUUUUGAACUCCAUCAACAUGAUUACUCUCACUGCCACAGCCAUGGCUGGUGUUGCUGCAGCCACAAGUGGUGACACUGCACCGCUUUUGGCCCUCAAACUAUCAUCCACUCUUUUGUUUUCUGCGGCUACCGGGAUGUUACUCAUCAUGAACAAAAUCCAGCCUUCACAACUCGCUGAGGAGCAACGCAAUGCUACAAGGUUGUUUAAACAGCUUCAGACUCAAAUCCAAACCAUAAUCGCUCUUGGAAGUCCUACAGAAGAAGAUGUGAAGGGUUCAGUGGAGAAGGUUCUGGCGCUUGACAAAGCUUAUCCACUUCCAUUGUUGGGAGCCAUGCUUGACAAAUUUCCUGCAAAAUUUGAACCUGCUGUUUGGUGGCCUUCAACUCAGUUCCAAAGGAAAAAUAAAACCAACGAAGUAAGAGUACAAAGCAAGAGGAAUGGAUGGAGUGAAGAACUAGAAAUGGAAUUGAGGGCAGUAGUUGAAGUGGUAAAGAGAAAAGACAUUGAGGACUAUGAGAGGCUAGGAAACAUAGCGUUGAAGAUGAACAAGAGUUUAGCCAUUGCGGGCCCUUUACUCACUGGCAUUGCAGCAGUGGGGUCUACAUUUGUGGGCAAUGGGUCAAUGGCAGCAAUAGUGGCAGUGAUGGCUGGGUCAUUGGCUUCAGCAAUUAAUGCUUUUGAGCAUGGAGGGCAAGUGGGUAUGUUGUUUGAAAUGUACAGAAACUGUGGAGGAUUCUUCACGCUGUUGGAAGAGACAAUUGAAGCAACGCUUGAUGAGAAAGACUUCGAGAAAAGAGAAAAUGGUGAGGUGUUUGAAAUGAAGGUGGCAAUGCAGUUGGGAAGAAGCGUUUCGGAUCUGAGACGACUUGCAUCAAAAUCUGCUUCACAUCGUAAUGAAUUCGCCAGCAAACUCUUUUAA
This is a messenger RNA of Abrus precatorius (Indian licorice), 1254 nucleotides long. Its product is annotated as probable F-box protein At4g22030. The coding region runs from base 1 to 1254 and encodes 417 amino acids. The record is from RefSeq and is a predicted model, not a curated record. The transcript has a single exon. NCBI's taxonomy places the organism in Eukaryota, Viridiplantae, Streptophyta, Magnoliopsida, Fabales, Fabaceae.